Messenger RNA from Lagopus leucura (white-tailed ptarmigan), 2928 nucleotides. It is a transcript of the gene AMER3, whose product is annotated as APC membrane recruitment protein 3. Gene Ontology annotation, cellular component: plasma membrane. The annotation marks the transcript as partial. The transcript has 2 exons. Gene Ontology annotation, molecular function: beta-catenin binding; phosphatidylinositol-4,5-bisphosphate binding. The record is from RefSeq and is a predicted model, not a curated record. NCBI's taxonomy places the organism in Eukaryota, Metazoa, Chordata, Aves, Galliformes, Phasianidae. Gene Ontology annotation, biological process: regulation of canonical Wnt signaling pathway.
AUCUGAAAAGCAUCACCGGAGCCUCUGGAUAAAGACCAGCCUCAUAGCAGGGCUAGGAGAGAGGAUUUCUGCUCAGUGCUAAGCGAGAAGCAGAUGUGAGGAAGCAGCAGCAUGGAACUCAAGAGAGGAAGGACCUUCAUAAAAUCCAGUGUGCAACACGAGAAAGUGCCACCAGCACACACCACUCCUACAAACAGAGAUGAUGUGGGCAAGGACAAAAGGGCUGCUCUGGAGGGAAAUCAAAGCGUAGCCCAAGUCCAGCUGGCGUGUUUGGCCACGCACAAGAACUACAGAUUUUCCAGCAGAACAGCAAGGAGUGGAGCUGGUGAGAACAGCCUGGAAAAGCCUUCUGGAACCUACUACAAACUCGUGAGGAAGAGUAAAACCCACGACUGUGUGAGUGAGGCUGAUAAAAGCGAGCGGUGCAGCCCGAGCAGCAGGGCUUGUGAGGAAGGGUUUGCUGCAAAGGGCAAGGGGAGACUUGUCAAUAGCGCCAGCUUUUCAGGGGUGUCCAGUUCCACCAGUAAGAAAGAGUGUGUGGCCAGCCCCAGCCCGCCUGCCUGCAGCAGCCAGAUGAUUGAUUACAGGAACUUUGUGCCACAGAUGCCUUUUGUACCGGCUGUUGCAAAAACUAUUCCCAGGAAGAGGAUAUCCCUCAAGAGGUCGAAGAAAGGGCUCAGAGAUAUAUUUCAUAUAAAGAAAAGUAAGCCAGAGAGCCUCACGUUCCUGGUUGACAAGGACAAGAAUCUGUCCUCUCCGGGCUGCAAGGGUGAGAUGCCUGGGCGCCUCGCAAAGUCCUUUUUCAAAACUGGAGAAACAUUUGCCAUUGAUUGCUUGUCCCAGGACUGCUCCGACAACGAGCUGCAGUCUGACUCUUCCUACGACUGCUGCAACGCUCUGUGUGAAGAUGUCGCAUCGCUGAAGAGCUUUGACUCCCUCACUGGCUGCGGGGAAAUCUUUGCUGACGAGAGCUCUGCUCACCUGGAGCUGGAGAGCAGCAAAGAAGUCCUGGUGAGACGGAGCAAGCACAAGGAGAGCCCCGUCAUGGGCUCCUUCCAGGGUGGUGUGGAGCAGCUGGCCUCCCCUGGCCAGAAUGAGGCCGUUGAAUUUGCAAAGUUUUGGGACAACAUUAACAAAUCAGUGAGGCUGCAUCAGAGCAUGCUGUUUGAUAAGAAGGUACUGAAGGUUCCCGGUUCUGAAAGGGGAAAAGCUGGAGGCCAGGCUGCUGCACCUGCCACGAGGCCCCAGACACCGCCUGAUAAAGAUGGGGACAAUUCCAAAGAGAGCUCCACAGAAACCGGAACGCCAAAAAGUGACAACCAGGAAUCCAUAUCCACAAGCGAUGAAGGCUACUAUGAUUCAUUCUCUCCUGGACAAGAUGACGAAGUGAAGGAAGCUCAGACUCCUGGGGUCCCAGGCAGAUUUCCAAGAGACAGCUACAGUGGAGAUGCCCUUUAUGAGCUCUUCUAUGACCCAAACGAAGUCAAAAUAAACCCGGUCAUGGAUGAUGACUUGUGUACAUCUGAAAGCAUUUCAGAACAAGCCAUUGAAAUCCCCUUGUCCAUCUACAGCUUUCAUGUUGGAGCUGAAGAAAACAUGGCUUCUCAGCCAGGUAUAGACAUUAUCAGCCAAGGAUUUUUCCACAGCACGUGGAAAGGCAAAGAAUGCUUGCUAAAGCUCUGUGAUACUGAGCUUUCACUAACAAUGGGGAUAAUAAACUGGCUGCGAAAACACGCGGGACUUGUUUCUUCCCCAGACUCUCUGCAGAGUCCCACAUCGCAGACAGAAAAGUGUAAUGACUCACUGGUCACUCGCAGUCCCAGCCCAGAGCAGAAAGUUAGCACAGAGGCUCAGCAGGAGAAAAAGAGCAAGGAAGAAUCUAAUUCAUCUCACCUGAGGGUGUUUUUGGAUGAAGGCAAGGCUGCAACCCAGACCUCUUCAGAAAAUGUUGGUGAAAGAGAUUCUUACACUCACACAGCUAAUGUGGCCUUCCAAGGAAGGACAGGGUGCCAACACCAGGACUCACCUACAGUGCCUGGCACUGUAGAAACCAAAGCAUCAAACUGUGCACCACAGUCACAGGCAAAUGGGGACGACAGACAUCCAUCUUCAACUGAGGAUGAGAAGGAGACGAUGCCAGAGGGAUGCCAGACACCAGGAGGUGAAAACCUGCUGACAGAAGGUUUGAGCAGACACUGUGGCUCACAGAGCUCUGAAAACCCUUUGCUAAACGACAGUCAUGACGUAGAGUCUUGUUAUUCCUACAAGACUGCUGCCACCUCACCCCUGGAUCCUCUGGAGAGGGAGGACAGAAGUGAAGUGAUGUACCACUCUUUGUCCAUCUGCGAUGAGCUGCUGCAGCCUCUUGGGCUUGGACAUUUCCAGGGCUACGUCAGCCCCACGCCGCGGGAGAGCAGUGCUGGCAUAGUGCAGCUCUUGGAGCACUGCAUGACACAAGUGGCAUCGUUAAAAAUCAGCUACGACAACAAGCACCUGGAAGACAACUGCAUUGGGAAUGACAUGAACAGUAUUAUCUGUAAGAUGUCUCAAUACAAAAACAAGCUGUUGUUGCAAAAUGAAUGCAACUGCACUGACCAAAAGCCAGAAUACUGCAAUAUUCCCUGCACAAAUCAAUACAAUUAUGAAACAGGCCUCCAAGCCAGCAAUCUGUAUAAUUUGAAGCAAAACAGGGAAAAAAUUUACUCUGAAGAGCAGAAAAGCAGAGCAAAAUUCCUAGAUGAAGUCACCAGGGGCAAGAUCAAUUUUGAAUAUGCCCAGCUAAAUAACAAAGCACUCUCCUAUUUAAAAGACUUCACGUUUGAGCUCAGUGCAGGCGAUUCGGUUCCCACAGCUCUCAGCAGGCCCACGUUCCUACCUCUCCCCGGUGCUCCCGCUACCUCACCAGCCACGCAUAGCCUGCCCAGCGCC